AUGCGUUACUUCUUACUGUUCAUCACAAGUUUCAUUCUUCUUCAUGUUCAACAAUCAACACAAAACAGAUUUAUUCCCACUGACAUAGCAGAAAUGAAGCAGUGCUUUCAGAAUAAGACAAAGAAAUAUGAAGAAAUGGCCAAAACUUAUGACCGGACAGCUUGUAGGCGUCAUGAUCCGAAUGCCCUGCGUCGUGAAAUUCAUCAACUAACUAAUCAAAUCAGAACAUUGUACUAUGUAAUCGAGGCACAAACCCAAAGCGUAUAAUAACUGCAUCACUUGGAAAUUAUUAUUUCUUCUUAUCACCCAAUGACUUUUCGGAGGAAACAGUGCUGGGGAUUAGUUCUCACCUUGAUAAUAAACACAUUCACUUUUAUUAUCAUUACUAUUAUUGCUCAUAUUAAUUUCACUUUAACUUUUCAUUUCUUCUGAAAUGAUGCUCUUUUAAUUCAUUGUGUGACAAUUAACGUUUGAAAUAUUAAAGUGUGAAUUCAAAAUAAU
Molecule: messenger RNA, 501 nt
Organism: Trichobilharzia regenti
Lineage: Eukaryota; Metazoa; Platyhelminthes; Trematoda; Strigeidida; Schistosomatidae
Source: the annotation of a GenBank genome assembly